CGGCGAGCAAUUGAGUCUCAGUCAGUCAGCGCUGAACGGUGAAAGUGCGCGGUGGUGCUUGCUCCUGUUUGCCAUCUAGGUGCGUGUGUGCUCUCGCGUGUGCUCCUAAAUAACAGAAACACUCGUGGCUGAUUGAAAAACUUCUGAUCAGCGAAGAAAACUCGACAAAAGAUUUACCUGUUCCGAGGCAGAAAGAGAGAAGAAGGAGGAUUCACUAGGAAGAAAACAGCAGUCUGAAAAUUCGAUCUACAAUCUUUUCGCUUCCAGGCGUGUGGUGGCCCCCUGGUGAUGGCAGCAUGGCACCCCGACCUGGUGCGCAACUUCUGCAACCCUCCCCACUGGCCCAGUUGAGCCGGAUCGCCUUGGUGGCCGCCGUGCUCGGCCACGUGGUCCAGGGAGGCAUCCUCGACUAUCUGAACGUCCGCACCGGCCGACAGGCCACCGCGGCCACUGAGCUGGGCGCAGGCAUUCCUUGGGUGCCGAGUGACAACGAGACACGGUGCUACGAUGACCUAGGGUGCAUGACCCUGACCAAAGGGUGGUACCACUUAAUUUAUAGGCCAUUCAAUGUGUUCCCACUCUCUCGCGAGAUGAUCAACACGAGAUUCAUUCUGCACACAAGAAGAAACCCGACUGAGGGUCAAGUUCUCAACGCCGAGAACGAUAAAACAAUAAGAAAGUCAGAUUUUGACGUAAAGAAGCCGACGAAGAUUAUCAUUCACGGAUUCAUCGAUACUCCUCUCAGCAAUUGGGUCAAGGAAAUGCGGCGCGAGCUGCUAAAGAAAGGCGAUUGGAACAUAAUCACGGUUGACUGGGCUGGGGGCUCAUUGCCUCUGUACACCCAGGCCACGGCCAACACGAGACUGGUCGGCAUGGAGCUGGCCUACUUCCUCAACCACCUCAUCAGCCACUUCGGCCUCGACCCCGCGGACGUUCACAUGAUCGGACACAGCUUGGGCGCGCACACAGCUGGCUACGCGGGCGAAAGGGUGCCUGGCAUUGGCCGCAUCACAGGCCUCGAUCCAGCCGAGCCCUACUUCCAAGGAAUGCCGUACUACGUGCGGCUCGACCCUACAGACGCAAAGUUCGUGGACGUGAUCCACACGGACGGAAAGUCAAUCUUCCUCCUAGGUUACGGCAUGAGCCAGCCGUGCGGCCACGUGGACUUCUACCCCAACAACGGCAAAGAGCAGCCCGGCUGCGACAUCGCCGAGAACCCCAUCCCCCUGACCCUGGUGAAGGAGGGGCUCGAGGAGGCGAGCAGGGUGCUGGUGGCGUGCAACCACGUGCGCGCCAUCAAAUAUUUCAUCGACUCGAUCAACUCGAAAUGCCAGUACAUGGCUCACCAGUGCGACUCGUUCGAUCACUACAUGCAGGGUCGAUGCUACGCCUGCAAGGAAAACUCGACGCAGUGCAUGGUGAUGGGUCUGCAAGCGGAGGAUUAUGCCCUCAGCCUACCCAAAACCACGGGCAUGAAGCUCUAUACCACGACGGGAAAGGAAUAUCCCUUCUGCAGAAAACACUACAAAGUAACCCUGGAGCUAGCUAGACCGCCGCGGGCUGAAGACUGGGUGCAGGGUUUCAUGCGGAUCUCCUUGCACAGCGACGACGCCAUGGCGCGGAACAUCGAUCUGACGCCAACCGGCUACGUGAAACUGCAGCACGGCCACUCACGCACGUUUGUGGUCUCGCAUCCCGCCGAGCUGGGGCCGAUUAAGAAGAUCGAUUUCUACUGGGAAUACGACAUGGACGUGUUGCAGCCGCGAUCUCUUUGCUUUUUCUGGUGCAACGACCACCUGUACGUGUCCAGGAUCCAAGUCAUGGAAAUGGACGUGAGCCAAGACUCGAGAGGAAAACGCGACGAUUCUGAAGACACAAAUGUGGUCGAGCUGUGCAGCCACGGCAGCAGAAGCUACACAGACAUCGCGUCGAGGACGUCGGCGACAUUCUACAACAAUUGUUAGCACGCGUCUGGUUUCAUACAAAAACAUUCGAUAAUUUAAACUCUGUGUCCAUCUUAUUCGUGUACAAUCAUUUAGUUUGUAAUAUAUCGUGUACGGCGUAAAACAUUUCAAAGCGAUUGACAUGAAAUUUGAAAUCCAUUAGUGAGAUUAUAAAAAGCUGAGGUUAUGUCUAAGGUUGUUCGUUUUUCGAUAGCGACCAAUCCAGUUUGCCCUAUUAUUUUAUAUAAUUAUUUUUGAUCGAUCAUUUAUUUUUAUUACUACUGAACUAGUCUUUUUCUUUUUGUUAAUAAGAUAUUUGUUUUUUUCGCUAUUGCCGCUGGUUGAUGAAGUUUAUUGUAAACUCGGUGAAAGUAAACGUGCAUUUUGAAUUAAAAAAAGUGUUCAUUUAUCCACAUCUCACGCAAAGGUGUGGCUUUUACAAUUAAAAACAUGCACGGUGUAAUGUAUUGAAUAAGCUUAAUUUUGAGCGCUCUUCGACGAUUAAUAAUAAAUAAUUGAACCUUGCAAAUUAAAACUACUUCCAUACAUUAAUUUUGUGAUGUAUGGCAGCAGACUAGUGACUUAAUUAAGGUUUUUCCUAGUAUAAUUAUUUGAAUGUAAUAUUUUUAAUCGUUUAAAAAUGCAUUUCCGUGUUUCAAUAAAGUCAAUAAAAACCGCGAUUGUUUGUCCUAUUUAAAA
This is a messenger RNA of Cloeon dipterum, 2642 nucleotides long. RefSeq names its product pancreatic triacylglycerol lipase-like. The record is from RefSeq and is a predicted model, not a curated record. NCBI's taxonomy places the organism in Eukaryota, Metazoa, Arthropoda, Insecta, Ephemeroptera, Baetidae. Gene Ontology annotation, molecular function: triacylglycerol lipase activity; protein binding. Gene Ontology annotation, biological process: lipid catabolic process. The transcript is spliced from 12 exons. Bases 297 to 1964 code for a protein of 555 amino acids.